CUAUACAUUCCUAGUUAGCGCUUUUUGUUAAGACAGGCAUUGAUAUACCUUCAGUUAAUCGCUUGAUGCAGUUCACUUUUCGGGAUCAGACAAACUUUAUCCUGAUAAUUUCCGAGGAACUCUUCAGUUUAAUCUUCGAUGUGACGCAUCACAAUGUUUAAGGGCAAUUACCAGGGGGGAGCUGUGUUUGAUCUCUUCAGUGGACAAGGAAAUGACCCUGUAGCCAAAUGGAAGCUUUGUGGCGGACCUUCGGCUAUACAUAAAGAGUAUAAUAAAGAAGUUAAAGGAUUUGUUUACUGUCUGAAAGGAAGCAGCCACACUGUCAAAAUGCAAAUGCCAGAGAAUGCUAAAAUGUCCCUUGGGCUUAUUCAACCAUUUUUGGUCCUUCAAGUAAAUGUUCCAGAGCGCUGUGAUUUUUCUAUUGAGCUUGUGAUAACAGAUUUAGAGCAUCUAAAAAGAAGAAUUUACUUUUCAACAGUGCAUAAAGAGAUAUCUGCCACACUUUUGCACGCAAAGAUACCUUUCACAGAGCUGAAGCGCAAUACUUGGUCCACGGUGUGCAUCGACCUUGUAUCAAUCGCCGGUGAACUUUUCAAGGGAUUUUUGACUCUGGAUGGCAUCACGUUGUUUGCUACCUGCAAAGUUAGGAGGAUCUUCACCAUGAAAACGGACCCCAAAGUCAUGUCAGACGCAUUUCUUAGUGGGGCUUGUCUCAUGGAGAUGAUCCCGCGCAGUUUCUGCUACCCUUCAGAUGUGAACCAAAUUACUAAUGUGCUGAACUAUGAAAAUUUACAAAGGGCUGAAAAAGGGUGUGAUCCUCUUACAUCUGCCUCUGGAGCAUCUUGCAAAUUACAACCGCGCCCACCUAAACAAAGGCUGUUUGGUAAGCAGGGAUCUAAGAAGCUACGAGUCCUGACUGCCAGAAGAGAGACGGUACCAUCAUCAGUUGUGCAGAGCUGCAGCCCUGCAAAGGUAACCAAGGAAGCCGCCUCCACACCAGAAGAGUCUCAACUUCGACCAGGUUUGUCUCCUGACCCAGAGGUCUGGAAUAGCUGGGAGAGUAAUGAGGGGUCCGAGCCCCAGCUCACUUUGCAGGAGGAGGUGUUCACUUUCUCAUCCCUGCCGCACUCACCCAGACGAGGGCAGAAUCAGGGUGAUCAGGAAAAGAUGGAGCUUGGAGACAGUCAGGUCCAAAGGACUGGUGGAGGGAGGCAGCAUGCAACGCUUGAAGAUGACUUUAUCGGCAGUGAAAGUGAUGAGGAUACAAGUCACAUCAUGUUCCACCAUCAACAAACUAGCAUGCCUUAUCCUGCUACCAGCAGAUCUGCUGAUAGAAGUCAGCAGGUGCUGCCCAUGAAUCCAUCUGAAUCUCUACAUACAAACCAAGUUUCACAGAACCAAGGUGUAACUAACACCUGCAUAGAGUCGCCCUGCAACCGAAGAGCUGAACCAGCAAGCAUGGUCCCCAAGCGCUGCCUCUCACCUAACAGACAACGCCACAAGUCUGAAAAAUCAGAUGAGGGUUUCGGUGAAGACAUCAGCAUUUCACUUUGUAGGAGACUUCUGCAUGAAGUUCACUUCAGCAACUCCAAACAGCCUAAGGAAGAAGACGGUGAGAUCCAAAGGACUGUUGAGUCGAGUAAUUAUAUCUCACGACUGCACGGCAGUAUGAGGAUGUAUGAAGAUGACGAGGAGGAGCUCCGAAUGUUGGCAAGCUUAAAAAGACAGGAGGAGGAAGAUGAGUGUAGAGUUCCUGCCCUCAGAGCGUCUCAGAUCCACCAGUGUGAUGUCAGCAUCAGCCUGAGCAGUGAUGACCCUUCAACCUGGACCCACAUCCAGCAAGCAGUGAAUCAGGGACAUCAUUAUCAGACGGAAAUGAAUCCUUUGCUUCAAUCAAAUCCAAGAGAGUGGAUGGACGUGCUCAGCCCUCCUAUUAUGCCUCCCAGCCAGCAGAGAAGGUCAGGCAACACAGAGAACAAUUUGGAAAGUCUACUCAGAGGGGGGAAUGACUUGGUGCAUGGAGAGGAGAAUGGAGAUGAAUAUCUCAAACUGCUCUAUGAUCCGUGCCUCAACUGCUAUUUUGAUCCAGUGUCAGGGAAGUACUAUGAACUAGCAUAACUCAAAUCCGUUUCCCAUCAGAAUUGAUAAUUCAUAUUUAAAGCAGAUAAAUUACUCCGAGAUUUUAUUUUACAGUUUUUUUGAGGCCAAGCUUUAUUGAUUGGAAGUGAAUUCCCUUUUCACCAAAACCCACCUUUGUUCCAGGGAACCAACGACAGCUUUGUUUUGCCAUGUGUGGUUAGUCAAACUCAACUGUAAGGCAUUGGGAAAGUCACUAAAUUAAACACAUGCCCUUUUGCAAGUAUGGGCUCAUUCAUAGUGACUUUUAAUGACAAAAGAGAAGCUUUUCAUAAGACUUGCUUUGGAAAUGAAUAUGGAAACCUUCUGAAAGAACUUGCUUGAGCUUCCUUUUAAUAUAACACUGUCUAACAUUUCAAUACUAAAAGGACAGAUGCUUCCUAUUUAGUCAAAUUUAUGCAAAAAAAGCUAUCAAAAUAUGUUG
This is a messenger RNA of Cyprinodon variegatus (sheepshead minnow), 2560 nucleotides long. RefSeq names its product chromosome unknown open reading frame, human C3orf67 (gene cfap20dc). The record is from RefSeq and is a predicted model, not a curated record. The coding region runs from base 154 to 2118 and encodes 654 amino acids. The transcript has 14 exons. NCBI's taxonomy places the organism in Eukaryota, Metazoa, Chordata, Actinopteri, Cyprinodontiformes, Cyprinodontidae.